Molecule: messenger RNA, 1497 nt
Organism: Carassius auratus (goldfish)
Lineage: Eukaryota; Metazoa; Chordata; Actinopteri; Cypriniformes; Cyprinidae
Product: tripartite motif-containing protein 47-like
Exons: 5
Coding region: 154-1353 (399 amino acids)
Molecular function (GO): zinc ion binding
Source: RefSeq, a predicted model, not a curated record
UAAAAAUACAAAUAAAUAAAAAACACUUCAGUAACCUCACAGUAAGUCACACCCUACAAAAAACCCUGUUUCGCAAGAAUGUACUGUGAUCAGGAAGAAGGAAAUGAACUGUUGAGUUGCAUAUAAUCUCUGUCUCUGUGUUCAUACAGUAAAAUGGCAGAAGCCAGUAUUUCAGUGGAUCAGGACCAGUUCAUUUGUUCAGUGUGUCUGGAUCUCCUGCAGGAUCCAGUGACGGUUCCCUGUGGACACAAUUACUGUAAGAAAUGCAUCACAGAUGUCUGGGAUUUCGAUAAGAAGGGAAUCUACAGAUGUCCUUCAUGCAAACAGUCCUUCGCACCAAGACCUGGUUUAGGUAAGAACUUAGUGAUCGCUGAGAUGGUGGAGAAGCUGAAGAAGACGAGGAGCCAAGCUGCUCCUCCUGCUUCUGUUCACACUGGAUCUGGAGAUGUUCAGUGUGACUCCUGCACUGGGAUUAAACAGAAAGCAGUGAAAUCCUGUCUGGAGUGUCGAAGCUCUUACUGUCAGAAUCAUCUUGAUCAGCAUGAGAGUCUCUUCAGAGGUAAAGGACACGAUCUGAUGGACGUCACUGGACGACUGCAGGAGAUGAUGUGCUCUCGACAUGGUAAAAUACUGGAGAUUUACUGCCGUACUGACCAGAGAUGUAUCUGUAUGCUGUGUUUAGUGGACGAACACAAAAAUCAUGACACGGUAUCAACUUCAGCAGCGAGGACAGAGAAACAGAAACAUUUGGGGGAGACGCAGAUAAAACUUAACCAGAAAAUCCAGAAGAAAGAGAAAGACAUUCAGGAGCUGAGGGAAGCUGUGGCGUCUCAUAAGCGCUCUGCACAGACAGCAGUGGAGGACAGUGAGAAGAUCUUCACCGAGCUCGUCCGCUUCAUUGAGAAACGUCGCUCUGAGGUGAUGAAGAUGAUCAGAGAUCAGGAAAGAGCUGCAGUGAGUCGAGCCGAAAUCAAACUGGAGCGACUGGAGAAGGAGAUCAAUGAGCUGAAGAAGAGAGACGCUGAGCUGAAGCAGCUUUCACACACACAGGAUCAUGUUCAUUUCCUCCAGAGUUUGUCGUCUGCUUCAAUCUCUCUCUCUGGAUCUACAGACGGAUACAGUGUCAGUCCUCAUCUGACAUUCAGUGAUGUAGUGAACUCUGUCUCUCAGUUUAGAGACAAACUGCAGCAGUUCUGCAGAGAGGAGACAGAACAAAUGACCGAAACUGGUAGAUUUAUAUGCAUUCAUUCAUACUUAUUCAUUAAAUGUGAAUUUCCUCUUGACAUGAGAAUUAAUCUGCAAAUGUGUUUCGGUGUCUGUAGUGAAAACCAUCCAGGUCAUCAUUGCUCCUGAAUAUGAGUCCAGAGAGGAGUUUCUACAAUAUUUCCAUCCAUUCGUGUUGGAUUCGAACACAAUAUAUCCAAGUCUCCAUCUGUCUGAGAACAACACAGUGAUCACCUCCUCCAGCUGUAAUUACAGAUAUCCCAAUCAUCCCGA